This is a messenger RNA of Leptopilina boulardi, 1427 nucleotides long. RefSeq names its product putative gustatory receptor 28a. Gene Ontology annotation, cellular component: neuronal cell body; membrane; dendrite. The transcript has 10 exons. Gene Ontology annotation, biological process: sensory perception of taste. The record is from RefSeq and is a predicted model, not a curated record. The coding region runs from base 138 to 1361 and encodes 407 amino acids. NCBI's taxonomy places the organism in Eukaryota, Metazoa, Arthropoda, Insecta, Hymenoptera, Figitidae.
AUAGAUUAAAAAUAUCUAUUGUUAUAAAAAAAAAACUUGUAAUAAAAUUCAAAAACGGAAGUAUAAGAUAUUAUUAUCAUUAGAGAACAUUAGAGGGAGGCAUUUAGAUCUCAUAUAUUUUUUAUAAAAAAAAAGGUAUGAAGAAGAAUAAAGAAGAAAAUGAAAAAUUGAAAAAUGAAGGAGACAUUUAUUCGGUAUUAGAAUCGGUGGCAUUGAAUUGGAAAAUUCUUGGUGUAAUUAUUUUUACCACAAGAGGAGAAGUGGGAAAUAGAAAAUAUAUAAUUAAAAAAUCACUUGUUGCCUAUAAUAUUUUUUUAUCAUUUCUUGUCAGCAUCUCAUCGUAUGAUGUAAUUUUUUUCAAUGGCAGUCUUCGGUAUCAAACUUCAAAAAAAUUAGAAUUUGAUGCAAAAUUGCUGAUUCAUAUAAAAGAGGCUUUCAAUAUUAUUAGUUUACUCGAAAUGACUGUAUGGAAAUUAAUAACAAUUAAUAAGUUUAAAAAAAUGCUUGAGUGUUUUGCAAAACAAGACAAAAUAGUGAACGAGAUUGGAAGUCAUAUUAAUUAUCGAGCUGAUAUGAAGCAAAUUAAAAUUUUUAUACGUUUAGUCACUAUUAUUAAUUUACUAUUAAGUUUUCAAGAAGUUUAUUAUGGAAUUAGUGUGAGCACAUUAAUUGAUUGGACAAACUGGUGGUUACCGUCACUUAUUUACAAAUCAAAUUUAUCAUUAUUUUUCUGCCUCGUUUGGAUUCUUGGAAUGAGAUUUAAGGUUCUUAAUCAAAAAUUGAAUUUAAUUGUAAAAUCUACUCAUCCUCAGAGUUUUGAGAAUAUGAAAGUGCUUCGAAUUAUAGCAAAUACACAUUGUCAAUUAUGUAAAAUUGGAAAAAAAAUUAUUAUUAUUUUUUUUCCCAGUCUGGUUCUUUGUGGAAUUCAAACAUUUAUUUUUGUUACGUUAAUGUUAUAUAGAUUAAUUUUAGAUAUUAAACAACAAAAAGGAAUUAUUACCAUUGUCAAUAAUAUGUUUGGAAUAUUUAUUACCGGUGCUCAAAUUAUUAUCAUUGUUUUUAUUUGCAAUUGGACCACGAAAAAGGCUUCAUUUCCGGAAAAACUUAUUCACGAAAUUAAAAUAAAUCAAUUGAAUCCAGCUUUUUUUGAAAUGAUUCAAUCCUUUUCGACUCAAUUGUUGCAUGAAAAAUUAAUAUUUUCCGUUGGAGGUUUAUUUACAUUGGAUUCUGCUCUUUUGCAAGCGGUUGCUGGAGCAAUUACAACUUAUUUAGUUAUUUUCAUACAAUUUGGUAAUAUGGAGAAAAUUUUUGCCGAUUGCGAAAAUAGUGUCUCAAAAAAUCUUUCUAAAAGUGCAACUUAAUUGCUAAUUAAUUGAGUUUUGAAAUUAAUUUGAAUUAAAAUGAAAGAUUCUAAUAAAUUAUUUUAA